AUGCGCCGCACCCGCCCACCGCCUCCCAGCCAGCGCGAGAGCCGGCGUCCCGCGCGCGCGGGCAGUUCGUCGGGCGGGCCUUGCCCUGGGGAGACCCCCGGCCCGGGCGGCGGCGGGACCGGCUCCUCCUCCUCCUCGGCCGCGCCGUCGUCGUCCCUGUCGCGCCGCAAGGACGGAGGCCCCGCCGGCAAGUUCUGGGAGAGCCCGGACACCGCCUCGCAGCUGGACGCCGCCCGGGCCUGGCUGGCCAAGCACUUCAAGAAGAAUAACUGUCUGAGCAGACCAGUCAUCUACCUCGUUCCAGAAAUCGAGCUGAAGUUUGCUAAUAAGCUAAAGGACAUUGUCAAACGUCAUCAGGGCAUAAUCACGGAAGACAAGUCUAAGGCUACCCACCAUAUUUAUCCUGUUCCUACCUCAUUGGAUGAAGAAGAGUGGUUAAGACCUGUGAUGAAAAAAGACAAGCAGGUUCUUGUGCACUGGGGCUAUUAUCCAGACAGCUACGACACUUGGGUCCAUGCUGCAGAUCUAGAGGCUGAAGUCGAAGACCCUCCUAUUCCAGAAAAGCCCUGGAAGGUUCACGCCAAAUGGAUUCUGGACACGGAUGUGUUCAACGAGUGGAUGAAUGAAGAGGAUUACGAGGUGGAUGAGAACAAGAAGCUGGUCAGCUUCCGUCAGCGGAUCUAUCUGAAAAAUGAAGAGCCAGUCCGUAGCCCUGAACGGCGGGAUCGGAAAGCCGCUCCAGGGGCCAGGAAAAGAAAGCAUUCCCCUUCACCCCCUCCUCCUCCCGUCCUGGUGGAAUCGAGGAAAAAAGCCGGAAAGAAGGGACAAGCCAGCCUGUAUGGGAAAAGACGAGGGCAAAAGGAAGAAGAUGACCAAGAGGAUCUUACCAAGGAUAUGGAGGACCCCACCCCUGUGCCUAAUAUAGAAGAAGUGGUGCUUCCUAAGAACGAUGAGCAGGAUGAAGAGGCUGUGGCUGCAGGAGGAAAGGAAGAUGAGGAUCCCAACAGAGGUGACCAGAGCCGCUCAGUAGACACCGGAGAAGAUAACGUCACAGAGCAAACCAAUCACAUCAUUAUCCCCAGCUAUGCCUCUUGGUUCGACUACAACUGCAUUCACGUAAUUGAACGCCGUGCUCUUCCGGAAUUCUUCAAUGGGAAAAACAAAUCUAAGACGCCAGAAAUAUACUUAGCUUACCGCAAUUUCAUGAUCGAUACCUAUCGCUUAAACCCUCAAGAGUACUUGACGAGCACGGCCUGCAGGAGGAACUUGACUGGAGACGUCUGUGCAGUGAUGAGGGUGCAUGCUUUUCUGGAGCAGUGGGGACUCAUUAAUUACCAGGUGGAUCCAGAAAGCCGGCCCAUGGCCAUGGGUCCCCCUCCCACCCCUCAUUUCAACGUGCUUGCCGACACACCCUCGGGACUUGUGCCGCUUCACUUACGUACAGCUCAGGUUCCAGCAGCUCAGCAAAUGUUGAAUUUUCCUGAGAAAAACAAGGAGAAGCCUACAGACAUGCAGAACUUUGGACUCCGCACGGACAUUUACUCAAAGAAGACAUUAGCCAAGAGCAAAAGUGCCAGCGCUGGGCGGGAAUGGACAGAACAAGAGACGCUGCUGCUCCUUGAGGCUCUGGAGAUGUACAAGGAUGACUGGAAUAAAGUUUCUGAGCAUGUGGGAAGCCGCACCCAGGACGAGUGUAUUCUUCAUUUCUUGCGGCUUCCCAUUGAGGAUCCUUAUUUGGAGAACUCGGAUGCCUCCCUGGGGCCUUUGGCUUACCAGCCGGUGCCUUUUAGCCAAUCUGGAAACCCUGUCAUGAGCACGGUGGCUUUUCUGGCAUCUGUUGUGGAUCCCCGGGUGGCGUCUGCUGCAGCUAAAGCAGCUUUAGAGGAAUUUUCCCGAGUCCGAGAGGAGGUACCGCUGGAAUUGGUGGAGGCCCAUGUCAAAAAAGUGCAGGAGGCUGCCCGGCUCUCUGGAAAAGUGGAUCCCACUUAUGGACUGGAGAGCAGCUGCAUCGCUGGAACAGCACCCGAUGAGCCAGAGAAACCUGAUGGUGCUGAAGAAGAAAAAAUGGAGACAGAGACCGAUGGACUGCAGACAGAAAAAGUCAAGGUGGAGAACAAAGGAGAGAACGAAAUAGGGGAUGGAAAGAUACAGGAAGGAGAAGAGGAGAGAAAUGCUGAAAAGGAGCCGGAGGGUGACCUCUCUCAGGAUUCCAGGCCAGAUGAGAAGGAGGCUGAGGAGAACAAGGAGAACCUUGAGGUUUGCAAAGAGAAGGAAAGCGACGCUGGGAAGAAGCGAGCGGAGCCCGACCUCUCGGAAGGGAACGUGGCCACCGCUGCAGCUGCCGCUCUCGCCUCGGCCGCCACCAAAGCCAAGCAUCUGGCGGCCGUGGAGGAGAGGAAGAUCAAGUCCUUGGUCGCCCUCCUGGUGGAGACGCAGAUGAAGAAACUGGAGAUCAAGCUGCGUCAUUUUGAAGAGCUGGAAACCAUCAUGGACCGAGAGAAAGAGGCGCUGGAGCAGCAGAGGCAACAGCUGCUGACUGAGCGCCAGAACUUCCAUAUGGAGCAGCUCAAGUACGCAGAACUGCGCGCCCGGCAGCAGCUGGAGCAGCAGCAGCAGUACAGCCAGAGCGCUCCGCAGGCCCACCAGCAUUCCGGGGGGCCCGGCAUGAACCCCCUGGGGGCUGCCAGCCACCCAGGCUUGAUGUCUCACCAGCAGCCGCCUCCGUAUCCCAUGAUGCACCAUCAGAUGCCCCCUCCUCAGCCUCCACAGCCAGGCGCAUGGCCCCGCGUGGGAACACCAGGGUGGCGGGAGAGGCUUCGGGUACGGCUGGAAGGAGGGCCCGGACGGUCUGCUUAG
Messenger RNA from Pogona vitticeps (central bearded dragon), 2856 nucleotides. The record is from RefSeq and is a predicted model, not a curated record. NCBI's taxonomy places the organism in Eukaryota, Metazoa, Chordata, Lepidosauria, Squamata, Agamidae.